AUGUACAGCAUGCUGGAGGGCGAGCUCAAGAGCCCCCAGCCCGCCCCGGGCGGCGCGGGGGGCCCGGCGGGGGCUGCGGGCAAAGGUGGCGGCGGCGGCGGGGGAGCGAGCGGCGGGGGCGCGGACCAGGACCGGGUGAAGCGGCCCAUGAACGCCUUCAUGGUGUGGUCGCGGGGCCAGCGGCGGAAGAUGGCCCAGGAGAACCCCAAGAUGCACAACUCCGAGAUCAGCAAGCGCCUCGGGGCCGACUGGAAGCUGCUGAGCGACGCCGAGAAGCGGCCCUUCAUCGACGAGGCCAAGCGGCUGCGGGCCGUGCACAUGAAGGAGUAUCCGGAUUACAAAUACCGGCCCCGCCGGAAGACCAAGACCCUACUGAAGAAGGACAAGUACUCGCUGCCCGGCAACCUGCUGGCCCCCGGCGGGGCCAGCGCCGUCAGCAGCCCCGUCGGGGUGGGCCAGCGCCUGGACACCUACGCCCACAUGAACGGCUGGAGCAACGGGGCGUACUCGCUGAUGCCGGAGCAGUUGGGCUACGGGCAGCACCCGGCCAUGAACAGCCCCCAGCUGCCGCAGAUGCACCGCUACGACAUGAGCGGCCUGCAGUACAGCCCCAUGAUGUCCACGGCCCAGUCCUACAUGAACGCGGCCUCCUCCUACAGCAUGUCCCCCGCCGCCUACGGCCAGCAGCCCGGCACGGCCAUGAGCCUGGGCUCCAUGGGCUCGGUGGUGAAAUCCGAGCCCAGCUCGCCGCCGCCGGCCAUCACCUCCCACUCCCAGCGGGCCUGCCUGGGGGACCUGCGGGAUAUGAUCAGCAUGUAUCUCCCGCCCGGGGGGGAUGCCACAGACCCUUCCAGCCUGCAGGGCAGUCGGUUGCACAGUGUCCACCAGCACUACCAGAGUGCCGGGACGGGGGUCAAUGGCACUGUACCGCUGACUCACAUCUGA
Messenger RNA from Emys orbicularis (European pond turtle), 945 nucleotides. It is a transcript of the gene SOX3, whose product is annotated as SRY-box transcription factor 3. Gene Ontology annotation, molecular function: RNA polymerase II cis-regulatory region sequence-specific DNA binding; DNA-binding transcription factor activity, RNA polymerase II-specific. Bases 1 to 945 code for a protein of 314 amino acids. Lineage: Eukaryota; Metazoa; Chordata; Testudines; Emydidae. Gene Ontology annotation, biological process: negative regulation of transcription by RNA polymerase II; anatomical structure morphogenesis; positive regulation of transcription by RNA polymerase II. The transcript has a single exon. The record is from RefSeq and is a predicted model, not a curated record.